Messenger RNA from Lates calcarifer (barramundi perch), 1209 nucleotides. It is a transcript of the gene gemin6, whose product is annotated as gem (nuclear organelle) associated protein 6. The transcript has 3 exons. NCBI's taxonomy places the organism in Eukaryota, Metazoa, Chordata, Actinopteri, Centropomidae. Gene Ontology annotation, biological process: spliceosomal snRNP assembly; spliceosomal complex assembly. Gene Ontology annotation, cellular component: nucleus; SMN complex. The coding region runs from base 1 to 756 and encodes 251 amino acids. The record is from RefSeq and is a predicted model, not a curated record.
AUGUCCCUCCACUGCUGCCCCCCAGCAGGGGGCAACAGUGGCUCUCUGCUCAAUAAAUCAGAGGCGGAACCUUUGUGUCGGUCUGGUGUUUCCUCCGGACGAGUUUGGAGCGGGCAGCGAGUAGAGGACCGUGUCCGCUGUGCUGUACUGAUUAUUGUUUUGAUAUUGAUCACCGUGUGGACCGUGAUGCAGUGCGGCUGGCCUCUGUUAGGUCCGCUGCAGUGGAUCCGUUACGUCAACAAACAGGUGACGGUGAAGGCGGGAAAAGAUGAAGAGCAUCACGGCUGGCUGCUCACCGUGGACCCGGUGUCUGCCAGUGUGGUCCUGGUGGACUUCAGGGAGGACGGGGGGACGUCGGUGCAGGUGGUGAUGGGUCACGCUGUCGAGGAGGUGCAGGUCCUGCAGGAGGCGGACGAGGAGACCGCAGACCGCCUCCGGACCUCCUUCCUGUCCCCGAGGACCUGCAGCCUGGACCCCGAGGAGCUGAGGAUGAGGAGGCGAAGCGUCCGGAGCUGGCUCGAGAAGAACCGGGUCCCUGUGGAAGAGGAGGGGGACGAGCUGAGGGUGGCAGGGGUCCUGACCAUCAGGGCCCCGUACGGACCUGAAGACUGCUUCAGCUCCAACCAGACCGUCCUGGACCGCGUCCAGAGACUUAUCCAGAAUCUGAUCCAGACCCAACCAGAUUGUCCUGGACUGAUCCCUGAACACAAACCAGGUCUGAUGAAUCCAUCCAUCAGAGCUCAGCAGCAGCCGUGAUUGACAGCUUGUCUGAACCAGUUUGACUUUUUUGUCCAAUUAAAGAACACUGAAGGUUGAAGCCCCGCCCCUCACCUGAAACAUUCUGAUCAGAUCGAUUGAUCCAGCUGCCACUGAUCAGUAAUCUCCAUCAAUAAUUAACUGUCCAGGUGUUUCAUCAGUGAGUUGUAACGUCUCAAUUUGGCCAAAGAUUCAGUCCAGUUGAUCAGUAACGUGAUCGAUUAAUAAAGCUGAGGAUGCUUUUGUGUAAAUGCUGUCAAUCCAGUUUCAGUGUUUCAGUAUUAUAGGAUGUGGUCUUCAUGUGGUCCUGGACGUGGAUCAGAAACCUGUUGGACCUGACACUUUCUGUUUACCUGAAGGACUCACCUGUUCACCUGUGACAUGUCCCUUUAUCUCUGACUUCCUGUUUGGUGACUUGUUAUUUUCAAAAUAAACAUUGAAUUUACUGAAAAA